Messenger RNA from Mus musculus (house mouse), 3101 nucleotides. It is a transcript of the gene Slc22a5, whose product is annotated as solute carrier family 22 (organic cation transporter), member 5. NCBI's taxonomy places the organism in Eukaryota, Metazoa, Chordata, Mammalia, Rodentia, Muridae. The coding region runs from base 245 to 1834 and encodes 529 amino acids. Gene Ontology annotation, molecular function: (R)-carnitine transmembrane transporter activity; ATP binding; quaternary ammonium group transmembrane transporter activity. Gene Ontology annotation, cellular component: apical plasma membrane; membrane; basolateral plasma membrane. The transcript is spliced from 9 exons. The record is from RefSeq and is a predicted model, not a curated record. Gene Ontology annotation, biological process: liver regeneration; carnitine transmembrane transport; carnitine transport.
CCCCGCCCCCGCCGUGCCGCGCCGCGCCGCGCCUCAGAGCCGGGACGGCGGGGCGGGCCUUGCGGCCCAGGCCCAUGCCCAGAGCCCGCCCCGCCCUCAGGCCCUAUGUAAAGUUGGCGGUGGCCGAGUCGGAGGCGUCGGUGGGAACUCACGAGCCUUGCACGCAGAGGCUCUCAGCGCCCCGUCUCCCGCGCCACGGUGUCCCCUUAUUCCCAUACGGGCGCUGUGGGAGGCUGAGGACGGCAUGCGGGACUACGACGAGGUGACCGCCUUCCUAGGCGAGUGGGGGCCCUUCCAGCGCCUCAUCUUCUUCCUGCUCAGCGCCAGCAUCAUCCCCAAUGGCUUCAAUGGUAUGUCCAUCGUGUUCCUGGCGGGGACCCCGGAGCACCGUUGCCUUGUGCCUCACACCGUGAACCUGAGCAGCGCGUGGCGCAACCACAGUAUCCCGUUGGAGACGAAGGACGGACGACAGGUGCCUCAGAAAUGCCGCCGCUACCGACUGGCCACCAUCGCCAACUUCUCUGAGCUAGGGCUGGAGCCGGGGCGGGACGUGGACCUGGAGCAGCUGGAGCAGGAGAGCUGCCUGGAUGGCUGGGAGUACGACAAGGACGUCUUCCUGUCCACCAUCGUGACAGAGGUUUGGUCGCAAGAAUGUGCUGUUUUUGACCAUGGGCAUGCAGACUGGCUUCAGCUUCCUGCAGGUCUUCUCUGUGAACUUCGAGAUGUUUACAGUGCUUUUUGUCCUUGUUGGCAUGGGUCAGAUCUCCAACUACGUGGCAGCAUUUGUCCUGGGUAUGGACAUCAGGUUGGAGGAACAGAAAUUCUUUCCAAGUCAAUUCGAAUUAUAUUCGCCACCUUAGGAGUUUGCAUAUUUUAUGCGUUUGGCUUCAUGGUGCUGCCACUGUUUGCAUACUUCAUCAGAGACUGGAGGAUGCUGCUGCUGGCGCUCACUGUGCCAGGGGUGCUAUGUGGGGCUCUCUGGUGGUUCAUCCCUGAGUCCCCACGAUGGCUCAUCUCUCAAGGCCGAAUUAAAGAGGCAGAGGUGAUCAUCCGCAAAGCUGCCAAAAUCAAUGGGAUUGUUGCACCUUCCACUAUCUUCGAUCCAAGUGAGUUACAAGACUUAAAUUCUACGAAGCCUCAGUUGCACCACAUUUAUGAUCUGAUCCGAACACGGAAUAUCAGGGUCAUCACCAUCAUGUCUAUAAUCCUGUGGCUGACCAUAUCAGUGGGCUAUUUUGGACUAUCUCUUGACACUCCUAACUUGCAUGGGGACAUCUAUGUGAACUGCUUCCUACUGGCGGCUGUUGAAGUCCCAGCCUAUGUGCUGGCCUGGCUGUUGUUGCAGUACUUGCCCCGGCGAUAUUCUAUCUCGGCUGCCCUUUUCCUGGGUGGCAGUGUCCUUCUCUUCAUGCAGCUGGUGCCUUCAGAAUUGUUUUACUUGUCCACUGCCCUGGUGAUGGUGGGGAAGUUUGGAAUCACCUCUGCCUACUCCAUGGUCUAUGUGUACACAGCUGAGCUGUACCCCACUGUGGUCAGAAACAUGGGUGUGGGGGUCAGCUCCACAGCAUCCCGCCUUGGCAGCAUCCUGUCUCCCUACUUUGUUUACCUAGGUGCCUAUGAUCGCUUCCUGCCUUAUAUUCUCAUGGGAAGUCUGACCAUCCUGACAGCUAUCCUCACCUUGUUCUUCCCUGAGAGCUUUGGUGUCCCUCUCCCAGAUACCAUUGACCAGAUGCUAAGGGUCAAAGGAAUAAAACAGUGGCAAAUCCAAAGCCAGACAAGAAUGCAAAAAGAUGGUGAAGAAAGCCCAACAGUCCUAAAGAGCACAGCCUUCUAACACCCUGUCCAGAAGGCAAAAAACUGAUUGGAAACCUUCAUGUUGUCAGAAAUGCUCUCCAUGACUGAGGGCUUUUCUGUUCUGUUAACCUUGUGUCUAACAUGCUCAUGGAUUGGGGCAUCUGUCCUGGAGAGUCACCUUCCUCUAGGGCCACCAAGGCUAACCAAACAGCUUGCACGUCCCAUCACAGUGGUGGAUGUGGGCCUUCCAAAGAAAUGAAUGAGUCUCUUGAACAAGCAGGACUUGGAAGACUAUGAGAAACAUCUGCUAGACAUGCUUUGUUAUUUUUUAAGACCUGAUAAGGGUGCACAUAGAACAGCAGGUCUUUUUCCCUCUCCUUUCCCUAACUGCAGAACUUACAGGAAAGGAAUAAGUGUCCCUCAGGGGCAGUGUGCUUGUCUAGGAUGCACCAGAAGGAAACAAAAAUUUCUUUUCAGAAAAUAAGUGAUUCCAUUGAUAGUUUGAUUUCUCGUCUUUUCUCAGUUAAAAAGUUUUAACUGCAACACUCUUAACUCGUGACAUAACAAAGACUGAGGGAGCCCAAAGGAGACUAAGGUGGAGGCUGGUCCAUAAAGCAGACAAUGUGUUGACUGUGACUGCUCAGUCCCACAGCCAGGUACUGUGUGUGUGGUCAGGGUCCUGGGCUUGUCCAGGCCCUGUGAGAAAUCUACUGUUGAGGCCAAGGCUUGUCUUCCACUGCUGUGUAAAUCAAAAUUCUGGCUGCCAGCCACUUAUCUGUGUCUUGAAGGAAAUGUAUGGAUAACAGAGUGUCCCUUCCCUCUCCCAGCACUGUCAUGGGGAGUUUGUUUGUUUGUCAUCUGCUGUUUAUGUCUCAAGCUAUUUGUCCCUUAGCAGAAGCUUGGGAACUGCCUGUGUUCCCCAGCCCAGGGUCACCCUGGCUGGUGUGCAGUUACCACCAUACAAGGCCUUCCCAAUCUUAGCCACUAGAGCUGCUCUGAGUGCCAAAAAUAAUAACACUAUGCUUCUUCCUUUUACGAUGUAUAAUCAUGAGGAAAAUUACAAGAAAGAAAUGUAAAUUGUGUCACAGUCUCUCAGAGUAGCUGGCUGCAGUCGUGUCACAUCGGUGGGUGUUUUGUGUUCAGUGUGAUUGUCUUCUCUUCUGAUUAUGUUGCCAUGGUGCUCCGAAAGCACAUGCUUCACCCACUUACAAUACAAAACAAACACCAAACCUGUAUUUUGUGAAGGCUACUGAAGUGCCUUGGGCAAUGAAAUGGUUUUAAUAAACAAUGAUUUUUUUUUAAUAAUA